Molecule: messenger RNA, 3034 nt
Organism: Gasterosteus aculeatus aculeatus (three-spined stickleback)
Lineage: Eukaryota; Metazoa; Chordata; Actinopteri; Perciformes; Gasterosteidae
Cellular component (GO): plasma membrane
Molecular function (GO): protein binding
Source: RefSeq, a predicted model, not a curated record
GACAGAGGCACAGAGACAUCAGACGAGCUGCCAGAGUUCAGUGGAUGAGAGGAGACAUUUGGCGAAUGGACGGGGCUUAGAGGAUUAUUACUGACACAGCUAAACGCUCCGUCGGCAUCGCCCCUCCUUCCUUGUUUCCCCACCUGCCCGUCAUCUCCAGCUCUUCUCUGCCCAGCUGCCAUCCAGCGGAGCGACAGGACAAGGAUGCAGCACAGUGAUGGUUGUGUUCUACAUUAGCAGGGGAGGUGAGCUCAGAGAGAGAGGCCCACACAUCAGGGAGGACAUCGGUAUCAUUUGGACGGGCUGACUACGAGGCUCUACAAAUAGGACAGUGGCAUCAAACUACAGAGCUUCAUUCAACUUCCCACACGUUAACCACACGGCCGCCCUCCCUCCUCUCGCUUAUAAUAUGCGUCUCCUGUUACUGGCCCCUGUCAUCUGCCUUUUUGCCUUGUUAUUCCUACCGUCCCUUUUCCCAUCCGCCGAUUGCUCCCGGUUGUGUCCACCACGCUGUGUUUGCUACGAGAAUUCAGACGCAGUGGACUGCCGCUCCUGCAGGCUGGAACAUGUCCCCAGGGGCCUCCCGCACGGCACCUGGCUACUGGAGCUGGGCGGAAACAACCUGAGCGAGAUUGGCACUCAAGCCUUCACCGGACUCUGGUCCCUGAGGGUGCUGGUUCUGACCGACAGCCAGAUACAUGAAGUGCAACCACAGGCGUUUUUCUCUUUGUCCUUCCUGGAGAAGCUGGACCUCAGCUGGAACCAGUUAACCGCUCUACCUGUUGACUUCUCAACCAGUCUAUCCGGCCUCAGAGAGCUGCGACUGGAGCACAACAACUUACACCAUUUAUCUGGAAACAGCUUUGAGCAUCUGGACAACAUAGAGAGGCUGGACCUCAGCCACAACCAGCUGGUGGCGGUUGGCUUCGGGGUGUUCAGGGGCCUCUCCAGGCUCAGACAGCUCUACCUGCGCAACAACAGGCUGACUGUGUUGCAGCACGGGAGCCUGGAUAUGCUGCCGGGACUAGAGGUGCUCCAGCUGAGCAACAACAACAUCUCACGGAUCGAUAACGAUGCUCUGGCGCCGCUCUACAGCCUGGCCGUCCUUGCUCUGGAUGGAAACAACCUGCAACGCCUCAAGUUCAAGACCUUCAUCUGCCUUCAUACGACGGCUACACACAUCCAGCUUUCAGGCAACCCGUGGAGCUGCGACUGCGACCUGCACCGCGUCUUCAGCAAGAUCCUGCACGUCCGCCACCUCCACGUCGACGACUACCGAAACGUGACGUGCCAGGAGCCGCCGCAGCUGGCCGGCGCCUCGCUGGCCUGGGUGGACAGCCGGCUGUGUGUGGCCGAGACUGCCACCGUGCUCGUCAUCACCGGUACUGUACUGGUCACCGUGGCGGCGGCUCUGGUGAUGGCAGAGAGGACCAGGAAGAGGAACAGCGGGAAGAACUGGGACGCCGAGGCCGAGAAUCAAACGAAUAGCUGACAACGUGGAGACCGCGUGGGACUGGAGGUCAUCACUGUCCUCAGUCUCAGAAGACUCUCCAGUCUUCUCAUCAGUAUCUGUUUCUGGAGGACUAGCUGGACCUGGGCCUCCACAGUUCUCCCCAUCACCUUCUUUCGCCAUCUGUUCAGUUUGUCUCUGAUUAAGCUGCGAGAAUUGAGCUUCCACUUUAUCAUCUUCACUUUUCACAGGAGUGAAUGAGACCUUCAUGUCAGCCUCUUCCAGCUGCUCCUCUUUAAUGUGGGGGUGCUCUGGAUCCUCCUUCUGUUCUUCUUUAAGCACAAACAACUGCUGGAGGUCUAUGGAUAAUAAUAAUCAAAACACACAAUAUAGUUAAUCAACUAAAUUAUUAAUUAUUACCACUUAGCUAGUUCAUUCUUUCAUGCUGUGACUAUUACUGUACAGGUGUUAAUCUCAAAGACGUUAAAACCUAUUUGGAAAAGAUCAUCCCCUUGAACUUGGGAAAUAUUGUGGAUCAGAAAAAGAAAUAUAAUGGAAAGUAUUGUGUAACAAUCAAUUUAUGAUACAACUACAGCAAUUUACCGCCUGAAUAUUCUAAGCAAUUCAUCACAUGUUGACAAUGUAGAGGACAAUUUGCAUGAAAACUAAAAUAUAUUAUGUGAAAAUACAUUGUCAUGUUGUAUUGUCUUUGUGCCCCUGAUCCCGUCUACUAAAGUGUACCAAAGUACACUAGGCACAACAUCAUUUAAAAUAAAGUACAUACUGAACUAUUUGCUUAUUGUGUCUCUGACCACUUGUAUCUUACAUGUAGGUGUUGUGAACAGGUUAUGAAAUCAAAGGCAUUGAAUGAAGUCACUUUUUCUGGGUCCUUCCCAUUCCUCCAGGUUCAGUAUCCAUUGACGUAUUGGCCUCAACAGCUCUCAUCAUCUCAGCAUCACUGUGGUUCAAUAAUUGUCUAGGGUCACUUAUGGGAAACCCACGCUAGUUGUGAAGGUAUUCUGUUUUCUAUUUAAACUGUUUGGUAUUUAUUUUCGGGGAUUAGAUACAUGCAUAAACAAUUUUGAAACUGGAAUAUAACAUACUGAAGAGUAUAAUUGUUUUUCCUUUUUUUUCAGCAUGCGCACAAAAUAUCUACGUGUGAAAAACAAUGCCUAGAAUUUGGCCACAGUAAAAGACUGUCAGCUUUUGGACAUUGUGUGUAAGUAGCGUGGGACGUAUUUGGCUCGUAGGAAUGUAAAGACCACUGUAGGGCCAAAACCGGUGUGGUUACAAUAGGUUUUUAAGGCUGGACGCGGCGUCAGGAUUUAAAUUAACCUAGCCAGCUCCUUAUUUAUGUGAAACUUGUAAUAAAUCAGAGGAUUUUUUCUUGGAUUAAAUAUUUUAAUUUUAAGCAACAGAUUCGGACAGUGACGAGUGACAAAUGGCGUGUCCUUUUCAACAACUUUAAGCCAAUAAGAAGCAACUUUUAUGUGUCAUAGAAGCUAUAUAACUGUCAUGUACGUCUUUGUUCUUUGAGCCGUUUGAACUGGAACAUAAAGGAAUCCUUAUGGUAAUGGUAAAUGG